CCGAACCCACGAGGCCACGACCCACUACUACAUCAGUCCACCGCCACCGCGCACCGCGAGUCCGCGACAGACAUCCGCGCCCCGGCCUCACUCUCACUCCCCAGUCCCCACCGUGCCGCCACAAGCGACGCGACGCAGCCACGCAGGGAGAGGGAAAUGGCCACGGCCGCGACUGCCACGGCGGGGAGUAGAGCAGCCGUGCUGCUGCUGCUCUCGCUGGCGCUGGCGCUGGCGCUGCGGCCCUCCGACGCCGGCGCGGGCGGCGACUGCCACUUCCCGGCCGUGUUCAACUUCGGCGACUCCAACUCGGACACGGGCGGCCUGUCAUCGCUCUUCGGCGCCGCACCGCCGCCCAACGGCAGGACCUUCUUCGGCAUGCCCGCCGGCCGCUACUGCGAUGGUCGCCUCGUCAUCGACUUCAUCGCUGAAAGCCUGGGGCUGACUCACCUCAGUGCGUACCUGAACUCGAUCGGAAGCAACUUCACACAGGGAGCCAACUUUGCAACAGCUGGUUCAUCGAUCAGAAGACAGAAUACAUCGCUGUUCCUCUCUGGUUUCAGCCCCAUUUCCUUGGACGUGCAGUUCUGGGAGUUUGAACAAUUCAUCAACAGAAGCCAACUCGUCUACAACAACAAAGGCGGUAUCUACAGGGAGAUCCUACCAAGGGCGGAGUACUUCUCCCAGGCACUUUACACCUUCGACAUCGGUCAAAACGACAUCACCUCAAGCUACUUUGUUAACAAUACCACCGAAGAAGUCGAAGCCAUAAUCCCUGAUCUGAUGGAGAGGCUCACAUCUAUAAUCCAGAGCGUGUACUCGCGUGGAGGAAGGUACUUCUGGAUACACAACACAGGGCCGCUCGGCUGCCUGCCCUACGCGCUGCUGCACCGCCCUGACCUCGCCAUCCCAGCGGACGGCACCGGCUGCUCCGUCACCUACAACAAGGUCGCGCAGCUAUUCAACCUCAGGCUCAAGGAGACUGUGGCGAGCCUCCGGAAGACGCACCCUGACGCCGCGUUCACCUACGUCGACGUCUACACCGCCAAGUACAAGCUCAUCAGCCAGGCCAAUAAGCUCGGCUUCGACGACCCUCUGCUGACAUGCUGCGGGUACGGCGGCGGCCGGUACAACUUAGACCUGAGCGUCGGCUGCGGCGGGAAGAAGCAGGUGAACGGGACGUCGGUGGUGGUGGGGAAGUCGUGCGAAAACCCCUCCAAGAGGGUGAGCUGGGACGGCGUGCACUUCACCGAGGCUGCCAACAAGUUCGUGUUCGACCAGAUCGUCGCCGGCGCGCUCUCGGACCCGCCCGUGGCGCUCAGGCAGGCGUGCCAUAGCAGAGGGCAAUGAAUCGGCCCCGUGUCGCUCGCCGCGAUGGCCACGCUGCAGCUGCAGCUGCAGCUGUUUCUGGCUGUGUAACUUUGCAAGUGUAAAUCGAAGGAGCAAGCAUGCUCGAGGACGAGGUGCACGGCUUCACUUUGUAAUAAGGGACAUGCAAAUCAGAGAUCCAAGAGCAAUGAUUUCCAUCAAUAGAGGAUCGAUGACCACG
Zea mays is the source of this 1546-nucleotide messenger RNA. Its product is annotated as acetylcholinesterase 1. Lineage: Eukaryota; Viridiplantae; Streptophyta; Magnoliopsida; Poales; Poaceae. The coding region runs from base 157 to 1347 and encodes 396 amino acids. Gene Ontology annotation, molecular function: hydrolase activity, acting on ester bonds. The record is from RefSeq and is marked provisional. The transcript is spliced from 5 exons.